Messenger RNA from Oikopleura dioica, 579 nucleotides. Lineage: Eukaryota; Metazoa; Chordata; Appendicularia; Copelata; Oikopleuridae. The record is from the annotation of a GenBank genome assembly.
AUGGAAGUCGAGCCACAGAUUGCCCAGGUCGCCCAGACGAUCAAGACGAUCGAUCUUGCUGAAGAUGAUGCCGAAGACGUCGACUUUGUCGUCCCAGACGAGGAUUUGGAGCUUGCUGAUGAAUCAUCCGCUGAUGAAUCUUCCGACGAAGAAGGGGAAAACGAGGGCGAGAAAGGAUCCCUCGAAGUUGUUGAGGAAGACUUCUGCGUCGAAAUCGUCAACGGCGAGUUCAAAAAACUGAAGUUCAACCAGGACCAGCACAUGGAGGGCGAUUCACAGGAGGAAGCUGACUCCCAAGAAGAGGACAACGAAGGCAUCACCCUGAAAUCCCUCGAGGCCGAUCUUCCCGACGAAGACGAAGAAGCCGAUCCCAACUUUGAUCCAUGCGCGGAAACCCUCAGCGAUGUCGAAAUUGACGCUGAAGAAGUCACCCAAGACGACCCGAUGGAGACUGAAAACGUCGAAGGAGUCCACAAAAAGACCGGCGAAAUCCUCAGAUGCAUCAAAAUCAACGAGGACGAGAUGAAAGUGAUGACGGGCGAAGACAACAAGGAGGAAAGCGAAGAAAUGAAAGAGUAA